This is a messenger RNA of Penicillium vulpinum, 3168 nucleotides long. Its product is annotated as replication factor C subunit 1. Gene Ontology annotation, molecular function: ATP binding; DNA binding; ATP hydrolysis activity. The record is from RefSeq and is a predicted model, not a curated record. NCBI's taxonomy places the organism in Eukaryota, Fungi, Ascomycota, Eurotiomycetes, Eurotiales, Aspergillaceae. Gene Ontology annotation, biological process: DNA repair; DNA replication. Bases 1 to 3168 code for a protein of 1055 amino acids. The transcript has 5 exons. Gene Ontology annotation, cellular component: DNA replication factor C complex; nucleus.
AUGGAUAUCCGGAAUUUCUUUGGUGGCAAGCCGAAUCAAGGCUCCAGCGGUGCCCCCGCGAAGGCCGCAGCAAAAAAAGAGGACUCCUCCGCCACAAGAAAGAGACGCAGCAGGAAAGUUGUGGACGACAGCGACGAAGAAGAGGAUGUAACCCCCAUAAAAGCACCCGCUAUCAAAGCGAAGUCCAAGAGUCAACCAAAACCUGAGGAGACUAAAGAAGAACCUACAACUACCUCCGACUAUUUCGCCUCUAGUAAGAAGAAAUCUCGAUCUACCAAAACCACCGAACAAGCUCAGCCCGUUCAAGCCAAUAUUGUUGCCGAAAGUCCCAAACCCAAGAAGACAGCCGAAGAACCUGCGAGCAAAGGACGAACGUCUACGCGGGGAUCAACAAAGCAGGCCACAAAGAUCCUCGAGGAUGAGAAUCUGGGCGCCGAUGACAUUUUUGCAACUGAAUACGGAAAGGCUGGCAAAGACAACGACGAUUAUGUUGCUGGAGAUGAUAGCGACGAUGAUGAUGACUUCGAAAUGCUUGAGGUGAAGCCAGUCGCUGCAGCAUCGAAGAGGAUACAGAAAAAGCAACCUUCUCGUGGUGAGGAGGAUGAUGUGAUCAUGGAAGAUCUCCCCAAGAUCCCUGCCCCGAAGGCUCGAGCCGGCCGCAAACGCAAGUCGGAAGCUCUCCUCGACGAGGACGAAGAUGACGACUAUCAAGAACCUAAAAAGGAAACGAAGAAGGCAACCCCGAAGGCCAAAGUUGCGGCAUCACCAGCUUCGAAGAAGCCAAAGGCUAGCCCUAAAAAGAAAAAGGAGGAUAAACCAGAGAGCAAAGAGCUCCAAGAUAUCUUCGACAGUAUUCCUACAGUUGAAGCUCCAGAACCUCCUAAGGGAGAGGCAAAGAAAUUCAAAUUUGGAGCACAACAAAGCCGGGACCCGGCAAUGACUGGGACUAAAGAGAUGCCCGUUGGGGAAGAGAACUGCCUUGCUGGUUUGUCUUUUGUUUUCACUGGUGUUCUGGACUCCCUUGGGCGCGAAGAGGGUGCGCAGUUGGUGAAAAAGUAUGGUGGCAAAGUCGUGGGAGCUCCUAGUUCUAAGACGAACUAUGUGGUCCUCGGAUCUGAUGCAGGCCCAAAGAAGCUUGAGACCAUUGCGAAGCACAAGAUCAAGACCAUCAACGAGGACGGCCUUUUUGAACUGAUUCGACGACUUCCUGCCAACGGUGGUGAUGGAAAGGCUGCGGAAAAGUACGCCGAGAAGCUGAAAGCCGACGAGGCUAAGGUCCGUGCUAUGGCGGCCGAAAUUGACGCAGAAGAGAAGAAACGGGAAGCGGAACAACGAAAGGCAGCCCCGACUCCUCAAGGACCCCAGACCACCGCCACAGCGUCCCAGACGCCACCAAGCUCACAACUGGUGUCAUCUAGCGAUCUAUGGACCACAAAGUAUGCCCCAACAUCGACCAACAUGAUCUGUGGUAAUAAGGGCGCCGUGGAAAAGAUUCAAACCUGGCUGCGGAACUGGCAUGCCAAUGCCCAGGCGGACUUCAAAAAAGGUGGUAAAGAUGGAUCGGGAAUAUAUCGUGCCGUCAUUAUUCACGGUCCCCCAGGAAUCGGCAAAACCACAGCAGCCCAUCUCGUGGCAAAACUGGAAGGAUUCGAUAUCGUGGAGACCAACGCCAGCGACACCAGAAGUAAGAAACUUGUCGAGAGUUCUACCCUAGGGGUGUUAGAUACAACAUCAUUGCAAGGAUAUUUUGCCGGACAAGGCAAACAUGUGGAAAGUGGAAAGAAAAAGCUCAUACUCAUCAUGGACGAGGUUGAUGGCAUGUCUGCUGGUGAUCGAGGAGGUGUGGGGGCUGUCGCGGCCAUUGUCAAAAAGAGCAAGAUUCCAAUCAUCCUUAUCUGCAAUGAGCGAAAGCUUCCCAAGAUGAAACCUUUCGACUUCAUAACCUUUGAUGUGCCAUUCAGACGCCCGACUGCUGAGCAAAUUCGGGCAAGGCUGUCCACUAUCUGUUUCCGAGAAGGCCUCAAAAUCCCGCCUCCUGUGCUUGAUGGCCUCAUUGAAGGAACCCAUGCCGAUAUCCGCCAGGUCAUCAACAUGCUUUCCACUGCGAGACUGGAUCAAAAAGGUCUCAAUUAUGAGGAAGGCAAGGAGAUGUCAAAGGCGUGGGAGAAGCACAUUAUCCUCAAGCCAUGGGAUAUUGUGGGCAAAAUUCUCAGCGCCCAGAUGUUUUCCCCGAGUUCCACUGCUACCUUGAAUGACAAGGUCGAGCUUUAUUUCAAUGACCAUGAGUUCAGCUACCUGAUGCUUCAGGAAAACUACCUCAAGACCAAGCCUGCUCUUACUGGCAAAUAUCAUGGCAAGGAACAGCGACUGAAGUCGCUUGAGUUGCUGGACAAUGCCGCCUCGAGUAUCAGUGAUGGUGACCUUGUUGACCGCAUGAUCCACGGCACUCAGCAGCAGUGGAGUCUUAUGCCCACCCAUGCGAUCUUCAGCUUUGUGCGGCCAGCCAGCUUCCAGUAUGGAAACAUGCAUGAGCGGCCUGCAUUUACUAGCUGGCUAGGAAACAACAGUAAACAUGGCAAACUAUCCCGAUACGUCAAGGAACUACAGGGACACAUGCGUCUUCGUACCACGGGUAACCGCGACGAGAUCCGUCAGCAGUACAUGCCUUUGCUCCAGGAGAAGAUAAUACGCCGACUGAUGGACGAAGGCAAGGACUGUGUCGACUCAGUCAUUGAUCUCAUGGAUUCAUACUAUCUCACCCGUGAGGACUUCGAUUCUAUGGUUGAACUAGGACUCGGCCCAAUGGACGAGUCUAAGAUCAAACUUGAGACGCAAACCAAAGCCACCUUCACGCGUCUGUACAAUUCACGCUCGCAUCCCAUGCCAUUCAUGAAGGCUAGCAAUGUUGUGGCAACUAAGCAGGGAAAGAAGGAGAUGCCUGAUAUUGAAGAUGCCAUUGAAGCAUCCGACGACGAAGAGGUUGUUGAAGAUACCAAGAAUGAGGACGAGGAAGUACUUGAUCUGAAGAAGGAUAAGUAUGUGAGCUUGCCUAAGAAGAAGAAGGCGCCGGCCAAGGGCAAGAAGACGAAGAAGGCCGAUGAUGAUGGUGUUGAUGAUGAGGAAAAGCCGAAGAAGGCUCGUAAGAGUAGGGCCAAGGCUAAGGCUUGA